Guyanagaster necrorhizus is the source of this 2040-nucleotide messenger RNA. Its product is annotated as heat shock protein 70. The record is from RefSeq and is a predicted model, not a curated record. Bases 1 to 1839 code for a protein of 612 amino acids. Lineage: Eukaryota; Fungi; Basidiomycota; Agaricomycetes; Agaricales; Physalacriaceae. The transcript is spliced from 9 exons. Gene Ontology annotation, molecular function: ATP-dependent protein folding chaperone; ATP binding.
AUGGAUGAUCUCUUCGAUGGCGCUGUCGGUAUUGAUCUCGGUACCACAUACUCAUGUGUUGGUGUCUGGCAGAACGACCGAGUGGAGAUCAUCGCCAACGACCAGGGCAAUCGGACGACACCGUCCUACGUCGCUUUCUCUGCUGAAGAGCGAUUGAUCGGUGAUGCCGCAAAAAAUCAGGCUGCUAUGAAUCCUCGCAACACGGUUUUCGAUGCUAAGCGGCUCAUUGGUCGUCGUUUCGAUGAUCCCGAUGUGAAGAAGGACAUCGUCCACUGGCCUUUUGAGGUUGUGGAGAAGGACGGAUCGCCUCUGAUCAAGGUCAACUACCUUGGCGAGGACAAAACCUUCAGCCCACAGGAAAUCUCAUCCAUGGUCCUUACGAAGAUGAAGGAAAUUUCCGAGGCUAAGCUCGGCAAAACUGUCAAGAAGGCUGUUGUCACCGUCCCCGCAUACUUUAAUGAUUCCCAACGACUUGCUACCAAGGAUGCUGGUGCCAUUGCUGGUUUAGAAGUUCUCCGUAUCAUCAAUGAGCCUACGGCUGCCGCCAUUGCUUAUGGUUUAGACCGUCAAAGCAAGUCCGAGAAGAAUGUCCUGAUUUUCGAUCUCGGCGGUGGAACCUUCGACGUGUCUCUUCUCAACAUCAGCGGGGGCGUGUUUGCCGUUAAGGCUACUGCUGGUGAUACCCACUUGGGUGGUGAAGAUUUCGAUAACACCUUGCUUGAACACUUCAAGAACGAGUUCAAGAGGAAAUCAAAGCUUGAUAUCUCAGAAGAUGCCCGUGCCCUUCGUCGUCUAAGGAGCGCUUGUGAGCGUGCCAAGAGGACUCUUUCCAGCGUUGCGCAAACCACCGUUGAAGUCGACUCCUUAUUCCAGGGUGAAGACUUCUCUGCCAACAUUACCCGUGCCCGUUUCGAGGAGAUCAACGCUGCGAUGUUCAAGUCUACUCUUGACCCCGUCGAGAAGGUCUUGAAGGAUGCCAAGAUGCCCCGUGAGAAGGUUGACGACAUCGUUCUUGUCGGUGGUUCUACGCGUAUUCCUAAAAUCCAGGCCCUCGUUUCAGAGUACUUUGGCGGUCGUCAGCUCAACAAGUCUAUCAACCCCGACGAAGCUGUCGCCUACGGUGCUGCCGUCCAAGCCGCUGUCUUGACUGGCCAGACAUCCGAACAAACCAAGGAUCUCCUUCUUCUCGAUGUUGCUCCUCUAUCGCUUGGUGUUGCUAUGCAGGGCGACGUCUUCGGUGUUGUCGUUCCUCGCAACACACCCAUUCCUACCAAUAAAUCCAGGACAUUCACCACAGUCGAGGAUAACCAGACCACUGUCACCUUCCCUGUCUACGAAGGAGAGCGCACCCAGUGCCGGGACAACAGAUUGCUUGGAGAGUUCGAGCUUAACGGCAUCCCUCCCAUGCCUCGGGGUCAGGCCGAAUUGGUUACCACCUUCGAAGUCGAUGCCAAUGGUCUCUUGAAGGUCUCUGCUCAGGAUCGUGCAUCUGGCCGCAAAGCCUCAAUUAGUAUCACAAACUCCGUCGGCCGUCUCUCUUCCGCUGAAAUCGACCAAAUGAUUAAAGAUGCCGAGCAAUUCAAGAUGGCUGACAAGGAGUUCUCUGCUCGCCAUGAAGCCAAGUCGGAUCUCGAAGCGUAUAUUCAUCAAGUUGAAGGCACCAUCACAUCACCUGAAAUUGGUAUGAAGCUUAAGCGAGGUGCUAAGUCGCAGGUGGAGGCUGAGUUGGCGAGGGCUCUCGAGAAGCUGGAGAUUGAGGAUUCCACUGCCGAUGAAUUGAAGAAGGCGCAGCUUGGUAUUAAACGGGCCUUGCAAAAAGCCACCGCCGGUAUUCGGUGAGCGACCCCAAAAAUAGGCAGUUGUAUUGUGUUGUUCUCGAUAUUUGCAUUUACAUAAUGUUUUACUGAACUUGAUGCUUUCGCUCUCGCGUCAAAUGUUCGGUGUGGCUUAUCGAUAUCAGUGUACUACGUAUAGAGCUCGAUCGGAGCAAUAGCUCAAUCUAGGUGUACAGUAGGAAAAAAUGACCUAUCGUGCGGGAAG